AUGACAGAGAAUCGAAGGAGAGAAGAUAGCAAUGUCUUCGAUCAGGUUGUUCGGAUUUUGGCAACAAAGGCAGCUGGUCUUGGUUUCUCCAAACAAUAUAUGGUGAGUGAGAAUCGAUUAAUUAAGGCUCAAGGAAUUGUCUGGCGAGGGUUCAAUGUCCUCUGGCGACUUCGUAAUUUAUGGAUUCACAUAAAUAGAAUCCUUGAAGCUGCUCAACACACAGCUCCUCUUUCUUCACUCUCAAAAACCCAGAAACCCAAACAAAGCCUUCUUCCCUCUAUCACUGCUACACUGACCAAAGCUCAAAACCCAGCUACACAAGUUCCGGUUCUUUGUCUCAAGUUGGAGAAUAGGGAAGGUGUUUCUGUCUAGCUUUACUUUGUUUGUUCAACUGGAAGGAUAUUAAUGGCGCAUACCAUUGCCCAACAGAACAGUGCGGUUGAUUUUCGAUGUCUACAUGCAUGUGCAAAAGAAGUUAGCCCCUCUU
Fragaria vesca subsp. vesca is the source of this 487-nucleotide messenger RNA. RefSeq lists its product as uncharacterized. The record is from RefSeq and is a predicted model, not a curated record. NCBI's taxonomy places the organism in Eukaryota, Viridiplantae, Streptophyta, Magnoliopsida, Rosales, Rosaceae. Bases 1 to 372 code for a protein of 123 amino acids. The transcript is spliced from 4 exons. Gene Ontology annotation, molecular function: protein binding.